AUGGGAAGGAAGGGAAUCGGUUGUGGCGCGGUGACGAUGGGCUUGCGACGGCGGUGGUUUGUACUCCUUCUUGUGGGGACCACCCUCUUCUUCCUCGGCACCGCUUUCUAUCUGCCCACGGAGCACGGCCGAGUGAGGCCCAACGCCGCCCAGUCGAGCGUAGACUACGCAAGAAAGAUGACGAAGGCCGCGCCCAACGCGAUGGCCGAGCUGACGCAGGAGCAGCGACGGCAGCUCCAGGAGCGACUCGACCGGGAGCUGCGUGCGGUCGAGGCCGACCACGAUAGCAUCGUCCACGCCAUGUAUCCCCACCCCGAGAACGGCACCUGCUUCGGCGAGAUCAACAUCAUCACCCAGGUGUGCUCCUUCACGCCCCUUCCUUCGCACCCGCUCCUUCGCCUGCUUACGCCGUACGCCGUCGAGAAGGGUCCGCUCCACCGGCGUCGGCGGCAGGAGGAGUACCUCGACACGCUGCGCAAGAAUCUGAGAAAUCCGCACGUCAGGCGGAUCCACCUCCUGCUCGAGCGGGAGAGCGACCUGGAGUUCAUCCUGGCCCAGGGCAUGCCCGACGUGUGCGGCAAGCUGCAGCCGGUGCCGCUCGGCCGCUGGAUGCACUACCGCGACGCCUUCGAGUACGCCGCGACGAAGCUGCCCGGCGAGCUGUGCAUGAUCAUGAACGCCGACAUCUACCUCGCCCAGGGCUGGCAAUUCGCCACCAAGGCCCUCUUUGAGCGCAAGACCGUACCCCAUGUGUACGUGCUGGCGCGGUGGGAGGGGCCGUCGGUGUUCUGCGUGGAGAAGCCGGAGGACAGCUGCACCACGCGGGCGCGGGUGGGGUCCUACGACGCCUUCGUCUUCCUCUCGCCGCUCCCUCUCGACGAGGGCGACCUCAAGGCCAUCGACUACCAGCAGAACAUAUGGGGCGCCGAGAACCGGGUCCUCAACGUCCUCCACAUGAACCAGAUUGGCGUGAGCAACCCGUGCAAGAUACUGCAGGUGGGGCACAACCACUGCGACGCCUUCUUCCGACCACAGCAGGGUAUGCACGAGGGCCAGUAUCGCGUGCCAGCGGGAAGAGCCCACAUGGCGCCCUACUCCGCCACCCUGUAA
Acanthamoeba castellanii str. Neff is the source of this 1110-nucleotide messenger RNA. RefSeq lists its product as uncharacterized. Bases 1 to 1110 code for a protein of 369 amino acids. The transcript has 6 exons. Lineage: Eukaryota; Discosea; Longamoebia; Acanthamoebidae. The record is from RefSeq and is a predicted model, not a curated record.